Miscanthus lutarioriparius is the source of this 1833-nucleotide messenger RNA. The record is from the annotation of a GenBank genome assembly. Lineage: Eukaryota; Viridiplantae; Streptophyta; Magnoliopsida; Poales; Poaceae.
AUGGUGAGAGCUGAGCCAACUCCCAUUUAUUUGACAGCUAUUGAAGAAGCAAUCGACAGCUUGAAGAUUGAUGCUAGCACGAAGGCAAGCAAUGUCAACUUGCCUGCUAAGAAAGAUGCAAGUUCUUCUGAUGCAGUAUCUUGCAUUUCCUCCGGCGAUGCAGCUAGUACUGUGAAGGAAAGUGAAAUGAACCAAGAAACUUCUUUUGGGGACCAAGGGAUGUAUUACUAUGGAUAUUAUUAUCCUGGUUCAUAUGGAGGAUGGGAUGAGAAUGGCUACUUUGUUGGAUAUAAUGGCCUAGAGGUGCACCCAGCAGUGGUUCAAGCUGACAAUGGGUCAUAUCUGUGUUAUCUUCCGGGGUAUGAAAAUGGAUGUGCUUCUUAUAGUCCGGUUGUUCCUGGAGGCAUUGCUAGUGUGCAUGGUCAAUAUGUCAGCACACCUGGCAUUUUUGCUCAACCAAUUGCUUACGGAACUGAACUAGUACCUGCAUACUCAUGGGACCCUUCUUUUGUUCUUCUGGAUGGGGUUCAGGGACAUCCAGUUGGUGUGCAUCAAACAAAUUAUGCUGCAAGACCAAAAUAUUCUUCUAAUAAGCAUGCUAUUCCUUCUUCGAAAGCUGCCCGCAGUGCAAAACCCGCAGCAGAUACUGUCAAAGGAUCAUCAUCAGGUCUAGAAACUGUACCAAAUGCUGCUAAUAGCAGCCCAUCAUCGAAGGGUGCAAAUAAGGCAUCUGGUGCUUCCAUAACAAAAGGAUAUCUUCCAUCUAGCAAGUUUGUGAUGCAUAGUAAUAACCAAGGAAAAAACAGUGUUUAUCAAAGCAAAUGUAUCAAUGUGAAAGAAAGUGGUAGAAGCUGGAACAACGGUGAGAAGCUUAAGACGAGAAAUAAGUUAAAUGGACAUGGUGAUUCUGAAUCUAAUGAGAACAGCCACACUGAUAACUCAAAACACAGUUUGAGCCCUCAAGCUGAUGUUGGGUUGUCAAGUGCAGGGGGUGCUAACGCUAGCAUACCUUCACAUGUUGCAAUAAGCAAAAAUGCAUAUAAUCUUUCAGAUUUUGUUACAAAGUAUGAACAAGCUCUAUUCUUUGUAAUUAAGUCUUACAGUGAAGAUGAUAUUCACAAGAGUAUCAAGUACAAUGUCUGGGCAAGUACUCCUAAUGGAAAUAAAAGGCUUGACAAUGCCUAUAGACUUGCACAAGAAAGGAUGGCAGAAAAAGGAACCAAAUGUCCUGUUUUCCUUUUCUUCUCAGUUAAUGCUAGCGGCCAGUUUUGUGGUGUGGCUGAGAUGGUUGGCCCAGUAGAAUUCAACAGGAACAUGAACUUCUGGCAACAGGACAAGUGGAACGGUUUCUUCUCGGUAAAAUGGCACAUUAUCAAGGAUGUUCCUAAUCCACAAUUUCGCCAUAUAAUUUUGGAGAAUAAUGAGAAUAAACCUGUGACAAACAGCAGGGACACGCAAGAGGUCAAAUUUUCACAAGGUACAGAGAUGUUGAACAUUUUCAAGAACUUUGCAUGUAAAACAUCAAUACUGGAUGACUUUGACUUCUACGAAAAUCGGCAAAAAGUAAUGCAGGACAGAAGAGGCAAGCCGCUUACUACGUCAUUUGAUCACCCAUUGUCAAAAGCUGAAAAAACUGCAGAAAUUAAAAGGCAAACACAAUUGGUAAGUGCCACAGAAUUUGGUAGAGCCAAGAGUAAUGAGGGGCAGGGCAACAAUGUUGGGAUGGUACAUGAUACAACCAAGGAAAAUGAGGAGCAGAGCAACAAUGUUCCAGAAGUACUUGAUGCCUGUAGUAACAAGGAGCAACCCAACAAAGUUGCAACACAAGGAUGA